Perkinsus marinus ATCC 50983 is the source of this 1149-nucleotide messenger RNA. Its product is annotated as IgA receptor precursor, putative. The coding region runs from base 1 to 1149 and encodes 382 amino acids. NCBI's taxonomy places the organism in Eukaryota, Perkinsozoa, Perkinsida, Perkinsidae. The record is from RefSeq and is a predicted model, not a curated record. The transcript has 11 exons.
AUGUCAGUGGAGCGGGAGAAUCGUGAGCAACUCGAAAGGGAAAGUCAGCUUAAGCAGAAAGAGCGAUAUCGGCGAGAGAGAGUCGCAGCAGCCCAGAAGCAAAUAGAAGCACGAGGGCAACACGUUAAGGAGCUGCUCGACGCGCGUAUGGAGGACAAUAGGAAUCGGCUACAGUCACUUGAAGUGGAACUCGCAACGAGACGGGCCGAUGCUUCAGCACAAGAGUUGUUGGAGGAUCAGCGACUAAGGGAGUGGCAGAUGGGACAGAGUUUGGUUAUCUCUGAGAAGAGCCAGGAAGAGGAGAAGAAACGGGCUGCUCUGAAUGGCAAGAUAGCCGAGAUUGAAAUGGUGAGAGCACUACAAGGGCAGUUGAUACGCGAGAGGUUCGAUGAGAAAAUCAGCACUGCUGAGCGAAGAAAAGAAACUGAUUUAGCACAGCAGAUUUUGAAGCAGAAAACUGCACAUUUGAAGUUGAUGGAUGCGAGGGAAAGGAAAGAGGAACUUGAACGAGUGGAUCGGCAUCGAAGGGAUCUGCUUGGUAGAGAGAUUGAAGAUAAAGAAGCGAAGAUUUCUACUAUGCUCUUCACGAAGGAUUUGCUAAUGGCUCAGCGGAAGAUACUAAUACAGCAGCAGGAAUGCCUGAAUGGAAAGCCGGUGAAUAUAAGACAGAUUAUGCCAGGCCCUGCUCACUAUAGUCGCUCUAUGAACAGUGUGAUGGAAAAUCCAGCUCCAAAAAUAUCCACAUCCAAUUCUAAGCUGUUAAUACCGGGGUCAACAGAGUUCGAGCUGAAGAAGGCGAAGUCCAUACCACCGCCUGGCUCGUACGACCCAAAAGUCCUGCCGUCGGGAUCAGGAUUAUGGGAUGAGGGAAAGAUCUCCAUGAGUAAGAGUCCGAAGACGACGUAUUUGGAUGAGGAGCGAGCUAUUCGGGCAUUAGCGCCUGGUCCCGGCACAUACGGAGAUGCGAGUAAGACGUCAGCUCUGCAGCGGGAUCGCGGACCGAGAUUCGCCAGGGGCUAUGUGAAAACUGGCAGAGAGCCUUCUUUUCUACCCCCUCCCGAAGACUCUCCCGGUCCUGCUGGCUAUAGUGUUGAUCGAUUUUAUCGGCAAGAACGCCUGCGAAGGUUCCGUAUCCCUCUUCUCCACUGA